AGCGUGCGAGCGAGCUCGCCACGGCCAAUACCUAGACGCUCCCAGCUUCGAUUCCCUCCACCCGCCGCCGCCGGAGAAGCCACUCCCUCCGCCGUCGUCCACCUGCCGGAGGUACUCAGAUAGAAGAGGCGGAGAGAUGUGGUACCUUUGCGUGUUCUACCAUCGGCUCCUGGACUACCGGCGGCCGGAGGUGCAAUCGCUCGCCGAGCUCUUCGGUGGCCCCGGCGCCGGGGACGCCGUCGAGUGGCGUAUGCCCGAGAACCACCACGAGGACUCCCCCUUCCACCUCGUCCGCCUCCCCGGCGACGAGCGUCUCGCCGCGCAGAUCGCCAACCGCAGCCUGCUCGUGAAGGGGAUCUAUGAACUGUGGGGACAUGGCGCCACCUACGACGAACUGGAGAAGGCGAUACGGGAGUACCCCGACGAAAGGAAGCUGCCGUACCUGACGCCGGAAAGCUCCUUCAAGAUUGUCGUCGACAGCUUCGGCAAGGUGAUCAGCUUCGAAGAACAGAAUGAGAUCAUAAAGGGCUUCACUUACAUUCCAUUCGAGGGCCGUGUUAAUUUGAAGAAGCCCGACAUCAAGUUCUUUGUCUUGGAGACAGAUGAUUAUGGGUCUCAAAAUGGCCUCCCACCAGUUGUCCAGAAGAUGGUGUUCUUUGGCCGGGAGGUUGGAGCAGCAGAUAGGCAUCUAUUGCCGACGUAUCAGUUGAAGAGCAGGAAGUACAUUGGCCCGACUGCAAUGGAUUGUGAAAUGGCGUUUCUCAUGGCCAACCAAGGGCUAGCACGGUCUGGGAAACUUGUGUAUGACCCUUUUGUUGGCACUGGGAGUAUUUUAGUUGCUGCCGCGCAUUUUGGAGCCAUGACUAUGGGUGCAGAUAUUGAUAUAAGGGUCGUGCGGGAUGGGCGUGGUCCUGAUUGCAACAUUUGGAGCAACUUUGAGCAGUACAAGUUGCCAGAGCCUUUGUGUGUGCUGCGAGCAGAUAACAACCUGCCACCUUGGCGUCCAGGAUUGAAGGAGAUUUUUGAUGCAAUUAUUUGCGAUCCCCCCUAUGGUGUCCGAGCUGGUGGGCGCAAGUCUGGCGGCCGGAAGCUCCUAAAAGGCAUCAUCCCUCCAUACACAGUUCCGGACGAGAAGAGAGAGAACCACAUUCCAUCAACUGCGCCAUAUAGUCUCGCCGAAUGUGUUCAUGACCUGCUCCACCUUGCUGCGAGAAUGCUGGUGGUUGGCGGCAGGCUCGUCUUCUUCUAUCCAAUGCUGCGAGAGGACGAUGCUGCUGGUGCGGCGAAAUUCCCGGAGCACCCCUGCUUCAAGUUGGUCUCCUCCUGCGAGCAGAUCCUAAGCCUGCGGUACAGCCGGGUUCUGCUGACCAUGGUGAAGGUGGGGCCCUACACGGAGGAGGUGGAGAGGAUGGGCGAGGAACGGCACCAGGAGUUCAGGGAGAAUCACCAGAAAUGGAUGGAGGAGGGCAACCUGCACUCUGCUGUGUUCAGCCCGGCGGAGCAUGAUAAGAAGUCUGAAUCUGAUAGAGGUUCCAAGCCCAAGUACAGAGGCAAGUACGUGUAGUGAUGAAAACACUCUGGGGUCAAUGACAAUUUUGUUGAUCUUCUGUUGUUUGUAUCUCUCAGUGAUGGUUCUUGUAUGGCUUGUUCUAGCUUUACAAGCUAGCGCCAAUUAGUGCAAGUAAUUGUAUGCUGAACUCUCAACUUGAUGUCAUGCCAGGCUAACUCAUUUUGAUUCACUGUAGGUUUUUUACUAA
This is a messenger RNA of Hordeum vulgare subsp. vulgare (domesticated barley), 1757 nucleotides long. RefSeq names its product tRNA (guanine(10)-N2)-methyltransferase homolog. The record is from RefSeq and is a predicted model, not a curated record. Bases 137 to 1564 code for a protein of 475 amino acids. NCBI's taxonomy places the organism in Eukaryota, Viridiplantae, Streptophyta, Magnoliopsida, Poales, Poaceae. Gene Ontology annotation, biological process: methylation. The transcript is spliced from 6 exons. Gene Ontology annotation, cellular component: cytoplasm. Gene Ontology annotation, molecular function: nucleic acid binding.